Fusarium fujikuroi IMI 58289 is the source of this 1485-nucleotide messenger RNA. RefSeq lists its product as uncharacterized. The coding region runs from base 1 to 1485 and encodes 494 amino acids. Lineage: Eukaryota; Fungi; Ascomycota; Sordariomycetes; Hypocreales; Nectriaceae. The record is from RefSeq and is a predicted model, not a curated record. The transcript has 2 exons.
AUGGUCGAUUUUCUGUCCAAAGUGGCCACAGUUGGUAGCCCCCAAGAGGUACGAAGCUACCGCUUUUUCCUUGAAGUCACUGCGCCAUCCCUCGCGGGUGCUUUCUACGCCGACUUCUGGCUCACCGAGGUGCCGCGCGUCUGCAUGUCCGACGCGGCCAUCUGGCAUGCCGUUGUCAGCCUUGGUUCUGCUCACGAGGACUUUACAGAGCAUGGCCAAGGAUCACGGAGCAUGUUUGCCCUGGAGCAGUUCAAUGCGGCCAUCCGCUCUCUCACUGACUCAAGGUCUCCGAGGUAUGCAGAUCGGUGGAGAGCGCUUAUUGUCAGCACGAUAUUUACAUAUGUAUGCACCAUCAAGGGACUCCACGAUCAAACGCGGCUCCAUCUACAAGCUGGACGCAAUCUUCUCCAUGAAGUUCAAGGUGUCGCCAAAAAAUGUAGGACAGCUUCGAGAGAGACGCAGAUCCAGGAAGCGAUCCAAGACGAGGCCUGGAUCUCUUCCGUUCCAGUAUCAAUUGCUCCAAUACAGUCAAUUCUGGUCACCCUUGAGCUUCAGUUAAAUGCGCUCGACCACGGCGGUAUGACUGAGAGCCCCAAUUUGCUCCUACGAAGCAAGACACUUAACACAUGGCGCUACUACACAGCACCGCGCCCUUCGCACCGCCUGACGCCCGACACUGUUAAUCAAGCCCACUGCGCCGCUGAGUCUCUGUUCAGUGGACUAAUCCUGUUCUCUCAGGAACAUGCCAUGCAGCUCGGCGAUAUGCAAACGCGUAAGUCCGGGCCGGCAGGAUUGUCAUUGCUGGCCGCGCAACAGGAGUCUCAUACGCGAUGCUACAAAGAAAUACGUAAAGCUAUCAAUGUCUUCGAGAACAAGAUAGCAAGAAGCGAUAAUACGCCAGGACAUGAGAACCAAGGAGAGCUGCAUACCCUGCUCCCCUUGCACCUAUUCCAAGCUGCCAAUCGUCUCCUCCUGAUCCAGGAUCCAGAUGACAAUAAUAGGAGCAAGCGUGAAAUUGACCUCCCUGCCUUGUACAGUUCUAUCGUCGACCUCGCCGAGCAGAUCAUGAACCUUGAUCCUGCCAAGACACGUCGGGUAACCUAUACCCAGCACCUCUUCCUCGUUGCCCAUAGUGGUAUUGGACAGUCAACCCGCCGCCGUGCUGUGGCAUUGCUUCGGCGUCCGCGACUCGAGGGUGGUUGGGAUAGCCUUAUUUCUGCAAGUCUUGCAGAAGCAAUCAUGGACAGGGAGAGGGAGGCGGCCUGUGAGUACCAAGUGGAACAACAUCCAGAUGCUGCGACUACAGGAGAAGAGGAGAAAAGGGAGCCUGUGGAGGAGGAAGAGGGGGAGGAAGUCAACCCAAUGUUUCGCAUAUUCAAUAUUACGUUUGUAUUUACAGGACCGAGAGAGGCACGUGUGGUGCUCAGGACAUGGCGAGAGAAGCUCGAAGAUGUUGCCGGACGGACGAGGGUUAUACGAUGGUAA